AUGUACUUCGACCUUUUUGUCCCCUUCCCGCUCGCUGAGACCGCCGAGAAUCAGAAUAAGGGGAAGGGGAAAGGGAAGGGGAAAGCCCCGCCUCCUCCUGCUGUCUUGCCCACAAGUUGCUGGACCGGAGUAGAGCCGGAGGACAAAGAGGCAUUCGCGAAGCGUGUCGGUCUAGCUGGACAUUUGGGCUUCAACGUCAUAGCCCCAACCGUCGUGAGGGAUCCCGAAGCUCAUGCCUGUCCAUCGCCCUUCGUCACUCUGCCCUUCCCUCAUCUGGAUCCUCGACAUCCAGGAGAAUCUAGCAGAACUGGAGAGAGCAGUAUGGCAGGGCCGUCGAGAAGUCAGGUACUUGUCCAGGUCACUCGGUACCAUGUCAAGCUGGAGGAUGCGCGGACGAAUCCUAUCGUCGGGGCGAAUACAGAUGUCUUUAGGAACUAUGAUAUCAUCUCGUGUCAGCCUACAAACGACAAGGCUUUGCAGCUGGCUUGUACCGACCUCUCAAAUCCAGGUCCAAAUCAGCUAUCUAUCAUCACCUUGCCCCUGCAUGAGCGGCCCUACCACUUCCGACUAAAUCGAAAGCAGAUCAAGCAGGCUCAACGGAAUGGCGUCGUGGUAGGUCUUGUGAUUCCCCUCGCUGGUCUGAUCAUCCUAGCUACCUCAAUACCUCUGACUAUCUUCCACUUCCAGAUGCAUAAGACUGCUCGCCGAUAUCGCCAAAAUUGGAUGUCGAAUGCACGCGAGAUUGUCCGGAUAACAGGCGGAAAGGGCGUCAUCAUCUCCUCUGGUCCGGGCGGAGGUCCAGCGAGUGUGCGCGGACCAGCAGAUCUUGUCAAUCUUGCGACAACGCUGGGGAUGCCGGCAAAUGUAGCGAAGGACUGUCUGAGUCUAAAUGGGAAGAUGGUAUUACUUCGAGCGCAGGCACGUAGAACGUACAAGGCGGUGCUCUCCAUGCCGGAGAUCAUCCCGCCACCUGGUGUUCCCCGGCUUCCGGCGACAGAAGAAGCCAGUCUGAAGAAUCCCAAUCACACGGCGGAACGAUACGUGGCGCCUGUGGAAGCGUCGAAAGAUGCGGGCUCGGUGGGGAGUAAGCGAGCCGGAGAGGCGGGGGAGGAGGGGAAACCAGUCAAGAAGAAGUACAUGGCGGAUAAGCGGGCUAAGAAGGGAGUUCCAGUCGGGCCUACGUAG
This is a messenger RNA of Dioszegia hungarica, 1185 nucleotides long. Its product is annotated as RNase P subunit p30-domain-containing protein. Gene Ontology annotation, molecular function: RNA binding. Gene Ontology annotation, biological process: tRNA processing. The coding region runs from base 1 to 1185 and encodes 394 amino acids. The transcript has 6 exons. Lineage: Eukaryota; Fungi; Basidiomycota; Tremellomycetes; Tremellales; Bulleribasidiaceae. Gene Ontology annotation, cellular component: nucleolar ribonuclease P complex. The record is from RefSeq and is a predicted model, not a curated record.